Molecule: messenger RNA, 2825 nt
Organism: Nematostella vectensis (starlet sea anemone)
Lineage: Eukaryota; Metazoa; Cnidaria; Anthozoa; Actiniaria; Edwardsiidae
Exons: 5
Coding region: 155-2437 (760 amino acids)
Cellular component (GO): membrane
Source: RefSeq, a predicted model, not a curated record
AGCCAAGUCACGUGACAGGUUAUAUUUAGGGUCACUAGUUCGUCCGCAUUGCGGAUCAGCUUUCGCAUUGGGCUCGCAGAAAAACGGUUUCCUUGUAUCCUGUUAAAGAAAGGCGCAACGUUCUUUCAGUCAUCGAACAAAUGCGGAUGAUCAUAUGCAAGGUGAAUCUUUGCCUUUAUUGAACAACAAAACGUGUAAAUCCUUGUGCAGGAAAAAAGACAAAGUGAUGAAUGCUUGUAUCGCUUUACUCGUCUGUGUUUGCUGCGCAGGGGAGGCUACAGUCGAGAAAGACCUUCACAUUUCAGAUUUUUUCAUCCGUCUCCGUGGUUCAAGUCUUGCAUUCGCUGGUCGUGUCGAAAUCAAGCAAACACUGCGGGGGGACUGGGGAACAAUCUGCGAUGAUCACUGGGACUGGGCUGACGCUGUGGUCGUUUGUCGUUCUCUGGGAUAUGCAAAUGCGGAAGCAGCGAUUGGUGGAGCGGCAUUCGGAAUAGGUGAUGGACGAGUGCUGUUCCGUGACGUCAUUUGUCACGGCAACGAAAGUUCACUAGAGUACUGCAAGUUUCAAAAUGUGUCGGACGACGAUUGCUCGCAUCAAAGAGAUGCAGGGGUCCUUUGUACCCCCACCCAUAUAGGUGUUCUCUUGGAAAUAAUAAUAAUUGGUGCUGGAUGUCUACUUUUGUUUCUUCCGUCGGUUGCUAUGUUAAUCAUAACCAUUCGCUUGGAAAGACGAAAGAGCGUGCGCCUUAAAAGGAGAAACCAGACAUCACCUCAGAAAGCACAGUGCGAGGAACUUGCGCAUACUAAUCUUGCUGUCGAGAAUAACCAAGUAAACGACAGAGAUAUUGAAAGAAUAGGGCAUGUUAAUGAGACUGUAGAGCCUCAGGUAUCGGGGGCGUCACCUACUCGUCAAUCUUCGAGUAAGAAGUACAUGGGGCUUAAACGUCGUUCCUUUGCGUACUUUUACACCAAACUGAAAAGAAAAAGUAAGCGCAAUUCUUCUCAAUCUGUUUUGAUUGAUGAUGGUCAGGACCACAAAUACUACGCUAUCAAGGAAAAAAGACGAAGUACCAUGGAUUCGUGCUACGAGGACCCAGAUUACCUCCGUAUUGAGCCAACUGAAGAAGCAACUUACGUGAACUCUGAGGCGCGCGGGCUAGUCGAGAACUUAGAAAUUAUUUCACAAGACAGUUCUAACGAGUAUCUUGUGAUAAUCCCCACUAUCAAGGAAGAGUGUGGUGAAAAUGAAACAUCUUGUGAAGAUGGUCUCGAACAGGUGAUUAUCAGAUAUGGCGAUUUGAAUAAAACACAACCAGAAAACCCCGACGCAGAAUAUGUAGAAAUAAUUGCGGAUGAUAAUGAUGAUGAUGAUGCAAAUGAUAAAGCGGAUACGAUAAAAGACGCACAGCAGGCAAAUUCUAAUCCUGUAAAGAACUUGGACGAUACUGUACAGGAGUCGGGCUAUCUGGUACCUAUGGCAUUACCUCAAAACGCGAUUGAAGAUGAGAGUUACACGAAGGAUCUGCCCCCACCGCCGUCAACCUUUUACACCCAAGAGAUGCACUCUCCGAGAGGGAGUAUCUCUAAUGAUAGUAAUACUGAGUAUUUGACUUCACCCUUGAUGGGAGCUAAAGAUGAUUACAGUCACCCUGUUGGUCUUCCACAAGUACCCGAUAAAGAGGACAUCGCGGCGGAUUUAGGUCCAAGCGCCUUGAAUGCCAAAGUUACGCCUUCUGCUGAGAGGACAAAGACAAGACCAGCCGAGCCUUUAGAUAAAAACAAGGAUUCAUUAGAAGAGACUAGAUUGGCGACAGAGGAGGAGGGCCAAGGUAAUGGUUCUUCAAGCAUUUCGUGUUCUCCUUGUUCUCCGCUUCCUAAACCUAGGACAAAGAUGCCACAACAACAUUCACAUGGAAUAAACGCCAAAGACAGGCCGUCAAUAUUAGCAGCAAAGGCUGAUGGGAUUGAACAACGGCAAUAUCCUUCACCUCCCACACGAAAACAAAGUGCCGAAAGUAAUCCUCGUAAUAAUAUUCAAGAUUUCAGCGGACAUUUCCAUCGUAAACCAAUAGCGGAUACUUGUCCAGCAGAAGAAGAAUCGACAAGAAAAUUGGACUCAUUCAUGGAAUCUCUGGAAAAGGUACUCAAAGAAAAAGGUAUAGCAAAGGGAAGUAAUGCGUCCUUACCUCGCCAAGAUACACAAAGCCAGAAACCACAGCAGGCGUACGAAACUCCAAACAUUCGAACUUGUGCCCUGAACGGAAAACCUUUGGAGUUUGAUGACUCCCAAUGUCCUGGCUCCCUCAAGCCAUUACAGGAAGCAGUUGGCCAAAAUACAAACGAUGGCGAGGAGGGACAUGAGAACGAUGGUAACAAAGUCUCCCGUAGAGGCUCGCUUCAUUGCUAUGAAAAUAUUAGGGGCCAACCAGAUGUCUAGGAGUCUAAUGUUAUAGUGAGUAGAAAGUUAGUUUUGAUUAUAGACACCUAUUUGAAAUAAGGCUGUACUCGAAUCUAUGUGUCGUAACCCUCAGUGUUUUAUGGGUAUCAAAUAAAUAAUAAAUGUGAGCGUAAAUCAAAACAAACUCAGAGUUAGAAAGCUUUAGCAUUCUUGUUUGUGUGCCUCUAAACGUUCACAUGGCUUUCAGAGACCAGGAUUCAGCCAUUUAUACGUUGCCCAUGAACCACUACGGGUUACGAUACACUGAUUCGCGGGUGCAACCUGAAUUGAAAUAGGUGUAUUGAAGUAACUAAGCGGCCUUCUGUUUUAUAUCUGGUAUAAGAAGGGGUGUUGGUAUUAACAGUUGCAUAAGUGAUUAUGGUGGUCU